Messenger RNA from Columba livia (rock pigeon), 1474 nucleotides. It is a transcript of the gene ATP6V1E1, whose product is annotated as ATPase H+ transporting V1 subunit E1. The transcript has 10 exons. Gene Ontology annotation, biological process: proton transmembrane transport. Gene Ontology annotation, molecular function: proton-transporting ATPase activity, rotational mechanism. Bases 152 to 832 code for a protein of 226 amino acids. The record is from RefSeq and is a predicted model, not a curated record. Gene Ontology annotation, cellular component: proton-transporting two-sector ATPase complex, catalytic domain. NCBI's taxonomy places the organism in Eukaryota, Metazoa, Chordata, Aves, Columbiformes, Columbidae.
GGCUUCUAUUGGCCCGGCGGAGCGAGUGGGCGGGGCGACGUGACACAGCGGCAGCAGGACCAGCUGUGACCCGAACCGGAUUUGAUUCCACUCGCGGUUCCCCAACGGCCCCAACCGCCUUCCCUCGAGCCUCGCCGCCACCGCCGCCGCUAUGGCGCUCAGCGAUGCCGACGUCCAGAAGCAGAUCAAGCAUAUGAUGGCUUUCAUUGAGCAGGAAGCCAAUGAAAAGGCUGAAGAAAUAGAUGCAAAGGCAGAAGAAGAAUUCAACAUUGAGAAGGGUCGCCUUGUUCAGACACAGAGGCUGAAAAUAAUGGAGUAUUAUGAAAAGAAGGAGAAACAAAUUGAACAGCAAAAGAAAAUUCAGAUGUCCAACCUGAUGAAUCAAGCAAGACUGAAGGUCCUCAAGGCAAGGGAUGACCUUAUUGCAGAUUUGCUGAAUGAGGCCAAGCAGAGACUUGCCAAGGUGGUGAAGGAUAGUGCCAGGUACCAGACACUGCUGGAUGGACUAGUUUUACAGGGAUUCUACCAGCUGCUGGAGCCCAGAAUAGUUGUUCGGUGCAGGAAACAGGAUCUCCCUAUGGUUCAGACUGCUGUACAGAAGAGCAUUCCCAUCUACAAAAAUGCCACAAAAAGGGAUGUGGAUGUUCACAUUGACCAAGACAACUUCCUGCCAGAGGAUAUUGCUGGAGGUGUUGAAAUCUACAACAGUGAUGGUAAAAUUAAGGUUUCCAAUACUCUGGAAAGUCGGCUGGACCUUGUAGCCCAGCAGAUGAUGCCAGAAAUCAGAGUGGCUCUCUUUGGUGCUAAUGCCAACAGGAAGUUCUUGGACUAAACCCCUAUGAAACAAGUGACGACUAGUAUUGUCUCCACGUUCUGUGGUAUAGGACCGAAAAAUUCUUUCCACACUACAAGCCUUUACCAGAAUACUGACUGUUCAGCGGGUGCUUGAUUCUGAAACUCGUUUCACAGAAAUAAGAAACUCCUCCAAUGAAUUACUGCUUGAAUAUAUUUUGAAAUAAUCUUCUCUAAAUAUUGCAGUGAUUCAGGAAUGGAAGGAAUUUUACAUUGUGCCAUGAGAAAUACUUGCCAAGCUGCAGCAACACUGCUUUAUGCAGUGUUUUUAACCUGAGGCCCUUUCUUCUCCAGCUGAGGUGCAUGCCCUGGUCUAAAGUAAAGACUCUAAAUGCUAGAUGAGCCUUUCACUGCCUCAUUUCUUUAAAAUGGAGAUUGUCUGCUAAGAAAAUCCUGAAUCCAAACUGAUUUAAUCUUUUGAUUUCCUCUUGCAAAAUAGGGAUCUUUAGCAAGGUUGUUGUUUGCUUUACUGCUCCUUGCUGUUGCAUGUAGGUAGUAGUUCUGUUGCAUGUAGGUAGUAGUUCUUGUUUUCCACAUAGAUGACCUAUGGUAUUUGUUGUUUUAGUGCUUCACUUUUUGACCUGUGGUUCUGUGACUGGGCAAUAAAUGUAUCUGGACUAAA